CAUGCACACACUGCUCCUGCUCACUCUUUGCCGCUCACUUUGCUGGGGUUUGAACCUGAACUCACAUUGGAAAAUUCACUUCGAGGAUAACGCCUAAAGGCUGAAGAAACGACAAUAUUCACACAAAGGAUGGGACAGUUGUAAAGGAGACUCUUUCAUCUGAAGUGCUACAACAAGACAAAACCAAUGGAGGACGAUAACAUUUCCUCACCUGGGGUCAGGCCUCUUUUCAUUAAAGAAGAGGAUGAAGACCCGAACAUAACCCUCAUGGCACAAAGAGAGUUCAACAUGGCACAAUCUGGACUCACCUUCACAGGACCACAGCUGAAUCAAUCAUCUUUAAUCAAGCCAUACUUGCAGGAGAUGGAUGGCUUAUUGAAGAGCUGCGAGGAGCUCACUGGUCUCUCUUUUGGCUCUCGAUUCAAUGAAACAACCCUGGCCGAAACAUCUUAUAGCCACAGCAGAGAGGAAGUCAAAGUAGAGAGCUACGGGGAAACAAUAGUUUCUCCCCAAGCAUAUCUUUCCACAAGCUACAUUGACACACACAUGGACGGGUCUGGAACAGAAGACCAGCCAGCACAAGGCCAGUCGCAAAUGUUGGGCACCACUAUUGACAGGUGUCAAGUGACCUCAGAAGAUUCUCACCAAAAAGCAAUGCCUCUCACUUCAGCAGGAAAUAAACUGAGUGAAACCAUGGUGGCGUACGAGGGUCAGCUGUUGGGGAUGUUGGCUAUGUUGGAGAGCUGUAUGGAAGAGUCUGGGAUGGAUUUUGAGCCCCAAGGCUGGGCUACAGAAGCAAGCCAAGAGUAUGUACACAUCAGUAAGAAUCCUCAUCGGGGUACAACACUGGUGCCCAUUCAGCAAGAAAGCCCAAUGAGGUUUGAAACCCAGCCGAUGCAGUUAGAAUCCUUGGUUGGCCAACAUGUGGAGGAAGAUAAACCUUCCAAGAGAAGCAGAUAUGAAGAAACAGUGGGUUCAGCAGCAAAUGGAAACCAGAGUGGCCUCUCAAUGGAAACCCUUGAAUGGCAAGACGCGGAGGCUCUUGAUCCUCAGUUUAGGUUUUCAGGGCCAUCAAUGCCAUGUGAGAGUAAAGAAAAUGCUCCCAUGUACUGUGAGGCGAUGAAAACUACUAAUAAAGCCACAUCCAAAACAUCAGACAUAACUGGGAUUGAAGUAGACAACACGGAAGUGCCUGAUGAAGAGAGACAGGAGGAUCUGGAAACUGGCAUUAAUGAACUUAGUGCAAUAGGGUGUCAGAUGGAGGAGUGUAUAGAUGAGGUUCAGCAGUUACAGAAGAGGAGAAAGGAGUUACUGAUGGAGGUGCUGGAGUUGAGAGGGAAUAAAGACACUGAGGAGGCGAGGGUGAUCCAUGAAGAGGAAACAGAAGAACAAGUUGAAAGCAAGGUGGCAGAGCUGAUUAUGGCACUGAAGAGGGAGGAAGAAGGGAGAAGAGAGGAGAGGAAGAAAGAGAUUCAGAGCCUCCGGGAGGAGAGAGCAGAGGAGGAGAGGAGGCUGUGGAAGGUGAACCUGGAGAGGCAGGGGCUGCAUGACGAGCUCAGAAAGCUGAAGAGGAGGUUGUUCUCCAUGGUUAGGGACUGCGCUCACAACCAGGCUGCACUGAACACACAGCACCGUGAGGUGGAGAUACUGAAGAGAGAGGAGGAGAGGCUGCAGUUGCUUGUGCUCCAGCUGACUGAAGGGUGCUCCCAGCUGAGGGCAGCGCAGAAUCAACGGCUCUUAGAGCUGAAGGCGCAACUUCAUGCCCAGCGCUCCAGUCAGACCAACACCCAGGAUGAGAUGAACCGGAGCAAGAGGCACUCCUGUGGAGACAUCCAGCAGUAUCUGCAGGCUGGGCUAAAGGCACUGGAGGACAGGUAUGAACCCAUUCUGCUCACGUUGCUGAAGAGAAGGGAGACAACAGUGGAAACCCUGGUGAAAGCCAGAGAGCAGGCCCAAGAGAUGAGGGCCCAGCUCAGACCCCUAAAGGAGGAGAUCCAAAAGCUGAGUCUCCAGAGGGCUUGCUUAGAGGAGAAACUCAAUAUGGUUUGCAUACAUAGGAGAGAGGAUGUGGGGCAGUACAAGGAGACAGUGUACUUCCUGGAGGAAAGCAGCCGAGAGCUGAAGACAGAGUUAAAGAUUCAGAAGAGAAAAACCAAAGAGACGGAAGAGCUGAGAGACAGACUUACCAAACAACUACUCCUUUACAGGGCAGCCAUUGAGGACGUUAACAAGUGUGAAGACAAGGAGAAAACAUGAUUUUAUAACAAACUGUUAGUUUUUCUUUUAGCAACAUAGUGAACUUCAAGAUUCAAUUAAUGCACUUUACACACAUUGAAUGCAGUAGGUUUUAGAACAGUCUAUGAAGAUUAGCUUGUAGAACGUUUUUUUAUGAAUAAAGCUUUUGUGUUGGUUGUAAUCCAAGUGCGACUGAC
Gymnodraco acuticeps is the source of this 2432-nucleotide messenger RNA. It is a transcript of the gene sync, whose product is annotated as syncoilin, intermediate filament protein. Gene Ontology annotation, cellular component: intermediate filament. The transcript has 6 exons. Lineage: Eukaryota; Metazoa; Chordata; Actinopteri; Perciformes; Bathydraconidae. The coding region runs from base 187 to 2256 and encodes 689 amino acids. The record is from RefSeq and is a predicted model, not a curated record.